CCGCCAAUUUAAGAAGCUUUUUCUGUUGAAUAACCUGAUUUUUGUUUAAAUGUCAACGCGACCAAGAGUAAUACAUUAUUCAUUGGUCCUUUAACUGCAGCGGAAAUUAAUUUACCGACGCAGUGGUAACGUUAGCGAAACGAGCGGUUAACACUUGAUGCAAACGGCAGUGACAGCUUCAUCAGCCAGGGGAGGAGUCGUGCAUACGCAGAGUCCACCCCUGUUGAAGUGUUGGGUGAUAAAAGAAGGAAUUACAGGUUGAAGAUGUACGAAACUCAUUAGAAGCCGUUACACAGGGCAGGUACCGUUACGUACACAAGACAAGCCAAACUCGGACUUCAGGAGUUUAAGUAAGAACAAACGCUCUUUACCGACUAGGGAACCAUGGAGGCAAAGUCAUUAAAGUGACCAUGCUGCUACGAAGGCUGACUCUGUGUUCAAGGACCCGACUGGAUUACCCGAGACACGUAUGCAGGUUGCUCACCAGACCACUGACACAAGAGGGGAGGGCACAUGGCAGCUCCUUUGCACACCGCAGUGAACUGCGUAGGGCCAAGAGGAUCGUGGUCAAGCUCGGCAGUGCCGUGGUCACCCGUGGGGAUGAAUGUGGCCUGGCUCUGGGGAGGCUCGCCUCUAUUGUGGAGCAGGUGGCCAUGCUGCAGAAUCAAGGCAGGGAGAUGAUGAUUGUCACCAGUGGAGCUGUGGCCUUUGGCAAGCAAAGAUUAAGACAUGAGAUCCUUCUGUCCCAGAGUGUCCGACAGGCGCUGCACUCAGGUCCCAUUCAGCUCAAAGAUAUGUCUGUGCCAGUGCUGGAGGCCCGGGCCUGUGCCGCGGCUGGACAGAGUGGCCUGAUGGCCCUGUAUGAGGCUAUGUUCACCCAGUACAGCACUUGCACGGCACAGGUCCUGGUGACUAAUCUGGAGUUCCACGAUGACCAAAAGAGGCAGCAUCUGAACAGCACACUGCAGGAGCUGCUGCGAAUGAACAUUGUGCCCAUCAUCAACACUAAUGAUGCUGUGGUGCCCCCGCCGGAGCCCAACAGUGACCUGCUGGGGGUAAAUGUGAUCAGCAUUAAGGACAACGACAGUCUGGCGGCGCGGCUAGCUGUAGAGAUGAAGGCCGACCUCCUCAUCGCGCUGUCUGACGUGGAAGGACUUUACAACAGCCCCCCUGGAACAGAUGACGCAAAGCUCAUUGACAUCUUCUACCCUGGAGACCAGCAGUCCAUCACCUACGGUACAAAGUCCAGAGUUGGUAUUGGAGGCAUGGAGGCCAAGGUAAAGGCUGCUCUCUGGGCCCUACAAGGUGGCACCUCAGUGGUCAUUGCAAAUGGCACCCACCCCAAAGUAACAGGUCAGGUCAUCACUGACAUUGUGGAGGGCAAAAAGGUGGGAACCUUCUUCUCUGAGAUCAAACCAGCUGGCCCAACAGUGGAGCAUCAGACAGAAAUGGCACGCAACUCUGGAAGAACCCUGGCAUCUCUGCACCCAGACCAGAGGAGUGAGAUCCUCUGCCAUUUGGCAGAGUUGUUGACUGAAAGGAAGGAAGAGGUUCUGGCUGCCAACAAGAUGGACAUAGACCAGGCUUUAAAUGCAGGCCAUUUGCCACCAGCCAUGCUGAAGCGUCUGAGCUUGUCACCUGCCAAACUUAACAGCUUGGCCAUAGGUCUGCGCCAGAUCGCUGUGGCCGCCCAGGACAGUGUGGGUCGGGUGCUGCGCAGGACCAGGGUGGCUCACAAUCUGGAGCUGGAGCAGAUUGCUGUGCCCAUUGGAGUUCUUCUGGUCAUCUUUGAGGCCCGACCUGACUGCCUGCCACAGGUUUCAGGAUUGGCCAUAGCCAGUGGUAACGCCCUCCUGCUGAAGGGAGGCAAGGAGGCAGCCAACACCAACCGUGUCCUCCACCAGCUCACCCAGGAAGCCCUUUCCUUGCACGGAGUCAGAGAGGCAGUGCAGCUGGUGAGCACUCGUGAGGAGGUGGAGGAUCUAUGCCGACUGGACAAGAUGAUCGACUUGAUUAUCCCUCGAGGUUCAUCCCAGCUGGUGAGGAACAUUCAGCGGGCGGCCAAGGGCAUCCCGGUGCUGGGUCACAGCGAGGGAAUCUGCCACGUCUACGUCGAUUCAGAAGCCAGCGUUGACAAAGUCCUCAAAAUUGUCAGGGACUCCAAAUGUGACUACCCAGCUGCAUGUAAUGCCAUGGAAACUCUGCUGAUCCACAGGGACAUCCUCCGGACCCCACUGUUUGACCAGAUCAUUGACAUGUUGCGCGCUGAACGGGUGAAGAUUCAUGCAGGCCCCCAGUUCGCCUCCUUCCUGACAUUCAGCCCAUCGGAGGUAAAGUCUAUGCGGACUGAGUACGGUGACCUGGAGUGUUGCAUAGAGGUGGUGGACAGCAUGCAGGAGGCUGUGGACCAUAUUCACAAGUAUGGAAGCUCCCACACAGAUGUUAUCAUCACAGAAAAUGAGAACACAGCGGAGCAGUUCCUUCAGCAGCUGGACAGCGCCUGUGUUUUCUGGAACGCAAGCUCACGUUUUGCUGAUGGCUACCGCUUUGGUCUAGGAGCAGAGGUCGGUAUUAGCACGGCUCGCAUUCAUGCCCGGGGCCCCGUCGGCCUGGAGGGGCUGCUCACCACCAAGUGGGUCUUGAGAGGUGCGGGGCAAACGGCAGCCGACUUCUCUGAGCAGGGUACCAUGAAGUACCUCCAUGAAAACCUGCCGGUCGAGCAGCCUCUUACUGUGCAGAGGGACAGCAACUAGACCAGAGGCUUUUUACAACACUCACUUGUUAUGAAUAUUGGUCAAAAUGGUUUGCAUUGCUCACCUGCAGCUCCCUCUGGGGUCUUGUGGCAAAUUUUCAGAUCACUCUUUUUAAACCUCUGAAGCACAAAGCAUGAAGAGAGAAGCUUAACCCACCAAUGGUCCAUUUGAUCAGCACAACCACAGAUGUCCCCUGUUUAGACUAAAGACUGUUACUAAGUUGACAAAUGUUUUGAAUUCUACCUCAUCUUAUUUUAUGAGUUAGGUAACUUCCACUAAUAGGAUCUUGCAGGAGUUAUUAUGUGGCAAUCACAACCUAAUACCUCCACAAUAAUACAUCAAAUGGAGAAACUUUACAAGAAGGGAGAAAACUAAGAUGACUUUUAUGAUAAAUGAAAUACACAAUGUGUAUUGUAUUACAAUGUGUUCAUGUAUCAAAGAAAAUUGAAGUGCUUGAAAUUAUUUUUUUAAGAAUUCAAUCUCAGGACAUGAUUUUGAAAGUGAAAUAUUCACACAGACAUUUAAUUUACACAUACAAUGUGUAUAAGAAAGGAAGAAGGCCCAAGUUUAUUUUAUCUGGUUGCAAUUUCUUACAACUACCCACAAGGUUCAUACUGAUUGUACACUUUCUUUGUUUUAUCUUUUCUUGCUGUAUUUCCAGGUUGAAUUUUGUGUAUGUUUCUGAAUGUACAGGUAUUUUGAUUAGGUGAGGGUCUAGGUAAUUUUCGUAAUGGAACUAAUAACACAAGUUGGCAGUUGAUAGUAGAGCAUUCAUUCUUUCUCUGUUUAACAUAACCUGGGUGAGUUACAGAUAAAGAUUUCCUGUAUUAAAACUUAAAUAACAAUUAUUUUACAAAAGUAACAGGAAUGUACCAGUUUUGUUAUUGCGUCAUGUAAGUUAGAAUACUUGUAUGCAUCCAUUUUAUUUAUUUUAUUUGAUCAUUCUUACAAGUUGUGCUCAUUCUUCCAUACUUUGCUGCUUUCCUGCUUGUUCGUUGUGGCGCCCAAAGCCUCCGUCAGAGCAGGAACUGUAAUUGACAAGCUGCCUCCUUCAAGCUGGAGGGGAGAACGCGACUGCUUUUAAAUUAAGCUUUGUACCAUUCCAGCCUCUGAGCUCCUAUCUGAUGUCUUGCAAUGCACACUUAAGGAUUGGUCUGGAUUGUAUAAUAGUAGUACUGUCGAAUA
Etheostoma cragini (Arkansas darter) is the source of this 3938-nucleotide messenger RNA. It is a transcript of the gene aldh18a1, whose product is annotated as aldehyde dehydrogenase 18 family, member A1. The record is from RefSeq and is a predicted model, not a curated record. Gene Ontology annotation, cellular component: mitochondrion; cytoplasm. Gene Ontology annotation, molecular function: ATP binding; glutamate 5-kinase activity; glutamate-5-semialdehyde dehydrogenase (NADP+) activity. Lineage: Eukaryota; Metazoa; Chordata; Actinopteri; Perciformes; Percidae. The transcript is spliced from 18 exons. Bases 411 to 2753 code for a protein of 780 amino acids.